AUGAGUGCUGAGGGUGAAACCAAUGAUGAAACAUCAAAACAACCCCCCAAUUCAAAGGAUGAUGAAGACAUUACAUUUAAUUUUUUUUGUGAUAUAGUUAAGCAAUUGAUUUUGCAACGUAAUGAUAUCGGAGAUGCUUGUGUAUUAGCAAGUUGGUUGAAAGUGUUGGAACAAAAUAAAAAUAAAACCAUUCGAAAUGAGUAUAUAAAACUUAUGAUGCUGACAUUGCAAUAUAAAGAACCAAUCUGUCCAUUUAAAGACCCUCCUCCCGAGACAAUUGAUCCUUUGGAAAAUGGAGUGAUUGAAAUGUCUAGGAAAUUCUUAAAGAAAGAAGGCACUGCGACAUGUGUAGGCGAUAUUGAAAAAGAUAUAAAGGUCACUUAUCCAACAAUUAGCACAGCGAUGUCCAACGACAAACGCCAAUAUGCUUCAUAUCAAGUUAUACCGAAUGUGGGCGUUCAGUGUUAUUACGCCUCUUCAGAAGAACCAAUGUAUACUUGGACUUUACCAUCACAAAUUACAGUCCCUAAAAGUGGCCCGCAUGCCACGGACAUUGAUUGGGAAAGAGCAUUGGCGGGUAUUCAACCCAAAUUGCACAAGCCAAGCACAGAAAAAGUACAAAUUCCAAACUCCCAAAAAAAUACAACCGCUAAAGAUGACGAAAUCGAAGUCAAGUCAUUAGCUUCUGGCAGCAAGGUAUCUAGGAAAAAGUCAGAUAAAUUAAAAGAAAGCGAGCCGGAGAAUCCAGAUAUUUGCAAUGUAAUGUACAUAGAACAACAGAACCGAAAUGUGACCGAGGUAUUCGAAUGGAAUGAUGCUAGUUUAUUAACUGGAGAUAUAAGACUCGGCGCAGAAAUGUGUUCCGAUCGCAAAGUUGAUGCCCAGUUUAAGACACAAAUAGAACUCGACAAAGAAGCAUUUAAUGCCUACGACAAACUUUAUCCCGGCGAUUUCACAAUAGACGUAGAGCAGUCGGUUAUCAACGAUAUAAUUCCAAUUAAAACAAACGUUGUUUCGGAAGCCAGCGAUAAAAAAGCGAUCUGCAAAGACGAAGAAAAACAGCAGCAGCCGACGGCACGCGACGUCGAUGGCUGCGGCGCGAGGAAAAAGCCGCGCGAGUGCCCGCGACCUAAAUUGUGCACGAUACGACAGAGCGCAGGCCACGAGAGCAUCAAAUCGCCGCCAGAGGAACAUCGGACCGUUGUGGAUGCGUCACCGUUGGACCAUCAUCGUCAACGGAUUUCCGAACUGACGCUCCAACUGGCCGAACUAAACUCCACCGACAGCCGUGCCAGCAGCAACAACACGAGCCGCGACACGAUCGCCGAUUCGCCGGCGAGACGUCCGACCACGGCAGACGACUACCGCGUCGCGUUGUCUUGGCGUCGUGGUCGGGGCGACGACGACGACGGCGACUGCUGCAGCCGCGGCGGUGCCGGCGCGAGACUGGCACGGUCCUCCGAAUCGCGGGCUGAACGGCAACUGGACGGCGGCUUGUGGCGCAAAAGGUCGGAACUGCGGAGCAUGCUCGACUUCACCGGAGAGUGUUUCGAGGAGGUGAGCUCAAUGCUGCGGAGCCCACGCAAGGACCCAAAGAGCGCGGCCAGCCUGGCGCAGCUGUUUGGAAAACCCACGAACAGUCGCGACGACGCUUAA
This is a messenger RNA of Myzus persicae (green peach aphid), 1656 nucleotides long. RefSeq lists its product as uncharacterized. The record is from RefSeq and is a predicted model, not a curated record. The transcript has 6 exons. Lineage: Eukaryota; Metazoa; Arthropoda; Insecta; Hemiptera; Aphididae. Bases 1 to 1656 code for a protein of 551 amino acids.